Cherax quadricarinatus is the source of this 2084-nucleotide messenger RNA. The record is from RefSeq and is a predicted model, not a curated record. Lineage: Eukaryota; Metazoa; Arthropoda; Malacostraca; Decapoda; Parastacidae.
GUGAAUCCAAGAAUUAGUUGGCGACCUGAUCAGGAAGUGACAAGACCUCACAUACUAAGAACCUUCCAUAAACGAGAAAAAGAAUUUGAUGAGCGUAGUGCAUCUCUAUUAUCUUCUCUGUGUCUCUCCUGUCUGCGUGUCUAACUAAACACAGAGGCAUAACUGAAAGAUUGGCCAAUGGCAGGAGGCAGUGGAAACCCAGGAGGUACAGAGAUGUCUGAGAAGAGUGACCAGGUGGCCAACUCUGCGCUGGUUCUUCUCCAGGACCAUGACUUACCAAGGCCAAAGGAGUUGUGGGGUUGUCGCCACACUUUGGCACUAAUGGGGUUCCUGGGGAAUGCACUGGUAUACGCCAUGCGGGUCAACGUUUUCAUUACUAUAGUUGCUAUGGUGAAACAAAACAACACUGCAGACUCUCCCAAUAACUCCUUCGUCCCUGAUAGUGAUGGUUGCCCAGUACCUGACGACUACGUUGAGAACGACUCCGGAAACAACAAGGGCGAGUUCGACUGGGACGACGGUACUCAAGGCGUCAUCCUGGGUUCGUUCUUCUAUGGAUACGCUGUGACUAAUUUUAUCGGAGGGCGAAUGGCAGAGUAUCUAGGCGUAAAGAUUGUGUUUGGCAUAGGAGUCCUUCUCAACUCCAUCUUCACACUCCUCUCUCCUGUAUGCGUCAGGGUCUCCACACUCUUCAUCAUAAUUCGAAUCUUAGUGGGAAUGACGGCGGGUAUAGCUUUUCCGGCCAUGAACUUCAUGUUGGCUUCCUGGGUGCCACAAAAUGAGCGAGCCAAGUUCACCACCUGGGUGUAUGCUGGAGUGCAGCUCGGGACAGUGGCAACUAUGGCGUCUAGCGGUUGGUUGUGUGACUCUGACUUCAUGGGAGGAUGGCCGUCUGUGUUCUACAUUGUUGGUGCUCUGGGUGUUGUAUGGACCAUACCCUGGUUCCUGCUGGCGUUCAACGAUCCACAGCUUCAUCCCAGAAUAACUAAAGAAGAACAAGAAUACAUUUUACACUACUGUGGCAAGAAAAGAGAAAAGGCGUUGCCGCUACCAUGGAAUGCGGUGUUAACAUCCCUGCCAAUAUGGGCCAUAAUCGUGGUCCACUUUGGUAACAACUGGGGCUUCUACACUCUUCUCACUGAGCUUCCUACCUACCUAGACAAAAUCCAACACUUCAACUUGAAGAGCAAUGGUGUGUUGUCUUCUGUUCCUUACCUGAUUAUGUGGAUCUUCAGCGUUGUGUUUGGUGGCAUUGCUGACAGGCUCCUCGACGCUGGCAAGAUCUCGAACCUGGCCAUUAGAAGGAUCUCCAUGAGCAUCGGUGUAUUCGGGCCAAUGCUUGGUCUCAUUGCCAUGUGUUUCGUCAACUGCGACGGGGCUCUGGCUAUGGGAGUAUUGUGUGUGGCUGUCGGGCUCAACGGGGCCGUCUACAGCGGAUUUAUGUCCUCCCAUCAGGACCUCUCCCCUAACUUAGCAAGCUCCCUCUUGGGCCUCAGCAAUACAGUGGCAACUAUACCUGGAUUCGUUUCACCAGUGGUCACCGGCAGCAUUACUGAUGGCAACGAAACAUUGAGUGCCUGGAGGACCGUCUUCCUCAUCUCGGUGGGGACGUAUCUGGUCUCCAACAUCUUCUAUUUGGUCUUCAUCUCCACCGAUAUCCAGCCCUGGAAUGAACAAAACCCGAAAACGGUUCCGGGCCAGAAUUAUGAACUCCCUAGUGUGCUCCUGGACCACGAGAUGGAGGAAGGUGACACCAAGGAGAGAUACUGACCGUCCGUGGAACCUUCACUAAGAUGAUGUACAGAUCUUUCGUUUCAACUUCAUCAAUAUGCUGUAGUGACCAUGGCAAGACAGGGAGCUUUUCUACACUUCUGCAAUAAUCAUUAAAAAUGCAUCAGUUAUCAUAUUUUCCUGAGUAAAAACCACGUGCAAAACUUUCACUGCUGAGAAUCUGUGAAUGCGAGUGACAGAGCUAUUUCAUUCCUCACUCCUAUAAAAUCUUAUUUUACAGAAGUGAUGUCUAAAAUGGGUAAAGGUAACAUACAUGUCAUCGUACAUAAUUUAAUAAGGUAACGGAUUCAUGA